AUGGAUGUCAAGCCAAACAAUGCCCCAGUGUUUAAUCGAGUGAUUACAGAUGUUCUGCUUGUCCUCAUGUUUAUUGUUCAACAUCGCUUGAUGGCAACAAGGGCUUAUAAAGAAUUAUUUAUGUCGUUUGGGGAUGUGGCACUGGCGUUGGAGCGCCUUGUUUACAAUCUGACUUCAGCUGUCUCAUUACAGGUAAUGAUAUCAUGGUGGCAACCUAUUCCAGACUACUCACUUUGGGAGCUGGAGACAAACCAAGGGGGAUUACUCUGGCUGUUUUUUUUUUGCCUUCACGCCAUCCUCUGGUUAUGCCUGAUUUUCCUAGCAAUGAGUUUCGACCCUCUAGAAUUUCUUGGUUUGAAGCAGGUGUGGUACCAGCUGAACGGGUGGAGACAUCCCCUGUUCUACACCAACAAGUACCUGCGGCGUCUCUACUCUAAACUGCGUCACCCAGGAAUGAUCUGCUUCUUGAGCCUCCUCUGGCUUCACCCAGUCAUGAGCCUGGAUAGGUGUUUGUUAGCCGCUGCCCUCGUUGUCUUUGUGAUCAGUGGACCUGGGGUGAUGGACGGAGAAUACAUGUACAUAAAUCAGACUGUGAAGAACCUGAAUGUGCCCAACAGUCACUGAAAACUCCAAAUGUCCAAAUCUCACACUGAACUGGUUGAUUUUUUUGAAGGUCACUCUGAAUGAAGUGAAAAGUUGACAGCACAAAGGUUUGACAUCAAGGGUAUGGAUGGAUUUGGUAGGCUAUCACCUCCCAGUACCCUACAGAUUUUCUUACAUCCUCCUCUC
Messenger RNA from Liolophura sinensis, 789 nucleotides. Its product is annotated as nurim homolog. Lineage: Eukaryota; Metazoa; Mollusca; Polyplacophora; Chitonida; Chitonidae. The transcript is spliced from 4 exons. Gene Ontology annotation, cellular component: nuclear membrane. Bases 1 to 624 code for a protein of 207 amino acids. The record is from RefSeq and is a predicted model, not a curated record.